Messenger RNA from Ipomoea triloba (trilobed morning glory), 1890 nucleotides. RefSeq names its product xyloglucan galactosyltransferase XLT2. The coding region runs from base 222 to 1676 and encodes 484 amino acids. The record is from RefSeq and is a predicted model, not a curated record. The transcript has a single exon. Gene Ontology annotation, molecular function: galactosyltransferase activity. Gene Ontology annotation, biological process: xyloglucan biosynthetic process. NCBI's taxonomy places the organism in Eukaryota, Viridiplantae, Streptophyta, Magnoliopsida, Solanales, Convolvulaceae.
UGUCGGCGAGGUUUUGCAGGGGAUUAGCGUAGUUUGACACAUGGCUCUUUGAUCAAUGGCUGCCGCUAAUGAUUUAAAUGCCUUCAUCUUCGUUUAACGCACCAUUCAUCUCGUACUCACGUACUCCAUUUCCCCGUGCAGUGCUUCCCACAUCACCAAUUUCCGGUCAACUUCGCCGGAGUUUCUUUCUUUCUUUCACCUUCUAAGUUAAGCCUGACCCGAUGCUUCCCGACUCUGAUAAAGAUCUGAGAAACACGUUGUUGAGGUAUUUCUCUUUCUACCACCCCGGCGCAUGGCUUCUACUCUCCGUCGUCCUCCUCCAGUCUUUGCUCCUCUUCUCCGCCCGCUCUCUCCCCUUCUCCUCCAUCGCCUCAUACUUUCAACACUCGUAUCCUCGCCACAACGCAUCUUUCACGGCGGCGGCGACGACAACUUUCUCGGCUGUACCUUACGCCUCUGAAGUUAACGCUACAAAUGACGGCGUUGAGUGUCCUUUUGGUAAAGUGUAUAUCUACGACCUUCCAAGAGUGUUCAACGCUGAUUUAGUGGAAAAUUGCGGGGAAUUGGACCCGUGGCACUCGCGCUGCCAGGUGCUGUCUAACGACGGAUUUGGGCUCCCGGCCGCCGGAAUUUCGAAGAUUCUCCCGGAGAAUCUCGCGGGGUCAUGGUUUUGGACGGACCAGUUUGCACUGGAGCUUAUCUUCCACAACCGCAUGGCUAAUUACAAGUGCAGGACCACGGAGGCGGAAUCUGCUACGGCGUUCUACAUACCGUUCUACGCUGGACUCGCGGUGGGUAAGUACUUGUGGCCUAUCAAAGUCAACUACACUAACGAAGACCGUGAUCGGGAUUGCAAGAUGAUGGUUAACUGGAUCCAGGAUCAGCCUUACUGGAACAGAUCGAACGGCAGGGAUCAUUUCAUCACGAUGGGGCGCAUCACAUGGGAUUUCCGCCGGAAGGAAGGUAUGAAUUGGGGCUCUAGUUGCAUAUUCCUGCCCGGAAUGCGCAACAUCACGCGCCUGUUAAUCGAGGCUCACCCGUGGGACUAUUACGACGUCGCUGUGCCUUACCCCACCGGAUUCCACCCCACCACCGCCGCCGACAUCACCCGCUGGCAGCAAUUCCUGCGCACCCGUCACCGCAACACGCUAUUCUGCUUCGCCGGAGCGCCACGCCGGUUAAUCAAGAACGACUUCCGGGCUCUCCUCCUCACCCAGUGCAACCACUCCGGCGCGUGCCGAGCCGUGGACUGCGGCGGCACGAAAUGCUCAAACGGCACGUCGGAGAUUCUGGAAAAGUUUCUGGACUCCGACUUCUGCUUGCAGCCCCGGGGGGACAGUUUAACUCGGCGGUCAACGUUUGACUGCAUGGUGGCGGGAUCAAUCCCGGUUUUCUUCUGGAAAAGAUCCGCUUACUAUCAGUACCGCUGGUUUUUCCCGCCGGAAACAGAGAGCUACUCAGUUUUCAUACACCGGGAUGAGGUGAAAAACGGGACCUCAAUAAAAUCUGUGCUUGAAAAGAUAAGCAAAGAAAAGGUAAAUGAGAUGAGAAAUAAGGUGAUUGAUUAUAUACCCAACAUAAUAUACGCAAAACCCAAUGCGGGUAUAGAGGGUGUCAGAGAUGCCUUUGAUAUUGCCAUUGAAGGAGUACUGAGAAGAGCUGAAGAAGGACACUAGCAAUGGCAAUGUCUCCGAUAUAUAUAUAUAGGCAAAGGAGUUGACGGCGGUUAUGUUAGUUAUUGAGUAGGAAUUGUUAGUUAUACGGUUGUACUAAAAAAGUUGGAAUUUGGUAAAAUAAAAAUUCAUAAAUGAGUAAAUUUUGCAUGUAAAAUUUUCUUUUUUCUUUUGCAAUAUUGUAAUUGUAAUAAUAUAAUAAAGAUGAAUUGUUGAG